AUGGAUCGAAGUUGGAUGAGAGCAUCCGGCAUCACUGCUGAGUAUGGGACUGGGGUGGAACAGUUUCUCCAAUUUACCGAAAUGCAUGCCCCCUCCUUGCGCGGAAAAUAUUUUUGUUUAUGUGUAAAAUGUGCAAAUGGUAGACACCAAAUGCUAAAUGAAAUAAGAUCACAUCUAAUAUGUCACGGGGUGAUUCCAAAUUACACAAAUUGGAUAUGGCAUGGGGAAUUGCCAGACAAUCCAACAUUGUCUCACACUGAGGCAGUCGAUGUAGAUACGGGUUGUCGUAUAGAGGAAAUGAUUCGCGACCUAGGGCAGGAUGGUUUUCGGCAAGCACAUGCUCCUUUGGAUGACAAAAUAGAGAAUGAUUCAAAGACUCAUUUGUAUUCUGGGUGUACAACAUUCACAAGGUUGUAUGCGGUCUUAGCUUUGGUCAACUUGAAGGCACGAUUUGGAUGGAGUGACAAGAGCUUUACUGAAUUGCUAGUGUUAUUGAAAAAGUUGCUUCCUGAAGAUAACAUGUUGCCAAAGAGUCAAUACAAGGCGAAGAAGAUCUUAUGUCCAGUGGGAAUGGAGUACCAGAAAAUCCAUGCAUGUCCAAAUGAUUGCAUAUUGUAUAGAAAUGAGUAUGCAAAAAUGCGCACAUGCCCAACAAGUGGUGUAUCCCGCUACAAGGUCAACAACCAUGAAGAGAGUGAUGUUGCAACUGCAGAGAAUAGUCAUCCAACAAAGGUUUGUUGGUAUCUUCCAAUAAUACCAAGGUUUAGGAGAUUGUUUGCUAAUAGAUAUGAUGCAAAACAGUUGAUGUGGCAUGUUGAAGGCAGAAAAAUUGAUGGAUUGCUCCGACAUCCGGCUGAUAGUCCGCAAUGGAAGGCAUUCGAUGCUUUGUUUCCUAAUUUUGGGAAUGAGGCCAGAAAUCUAAGGCUUGGUCUUGCCUUCGAUGGAAUGAACCCUUUUGGUAACUUAAACACCAGUCACAGUUCAUGGCCUGUUUUGCUGAUGAUUUAUAACCUUCCUCCUUGGUUGUGCAUGAAACGGAAGUACAUAAUGCUUUGCAUGAUGAUAGCAGGACCAAGACAACCUAGUAAUGAUAUUGACGUAUAUCUAACUCCGGCAUCGAAGAUUUCUAAACCAGUUCCAUCCACAUCGACGAUUGAAGAAAGCUUUCAAUGGAUCUCAAGAAAAUGA
This is a messenger RNA of Glycine soja, 1188 nucleotides long. RefSeq lists its product as uncharacterized. The record is from RefSeq and is a predicted model, not a curated record. The transcript has a single exon. The coding region runs from base 1 to 1188 and encodes 395 amino acids. NCBI's taxonomy places the organism in Eukaryota, Viridiplantae, Streptophyta, Magnoliopsida, Fabales, Fabaceae.